CUAAGCAAUUUUUCCCAAUUAGAGUAUAUUUAUAAUUAAGUUAUAUUCGAAACGAAGCAAAUUGGACUCAUAUAAAAUGAAGACUGUUAAAUUAUCCAUUUAAAUAAAUCAGCAUUAUAUAAAUAGAGGAGAAAUGAAUAAUAUAUCCACCGGUUCUUUGAUAUAAAAACCAAUGAAAGAAAUUGCUUCAAGAUAAUUAUACAACCAGUUAAGUAGUACUAUUCAUUGUAACCAAAUGGAAAAAAUAAAUUCUUUCACUAGAGUAAAAUUGAAAAAGAAGUUCUCUAAAGUUCUUGUUAUAUAUUCCGGUGGAACUAUAGGUAUGGUACGUAAUGAAGAAAAUAUAUACGUUCCUAAAGCAGGCGUUAUGGCAGAAAAAGUUAAAGCAUACCCCCAACUUUAUGAUUUGGAUGAGGCAAAUGAAUAUCGGGAUAAGUACCACAAAGAGAAUAUACUGGUACUUCCAGACACCGGUGAUACUUCUAGAGUUGUUUACGCCAUACAAGAAUAUAAUCCUUUGUUAGAUUCUUCAAAUGUUACCAUAGAUGAUUGGAUUAAAAUAGCGAUGGCUAUCAAGGAAGCAUAUGAAGUUUUUGAUGGAUUCACUAUUUUACAUGGAACAGACACCAUGGCUUAUACAGCUUCUGCUUUGUCUUUUAUGUUAGAGAACUUAGGAAAAACAGUUAUUAUUACGGGUUCUCAAAUACCUCUAUACGAAGCUAGAAGUGAUGGACUCCAUAACUUCCUAGGUUCUCUAAUAAUUGCUGGAAACUAUUGUGUUCCUGAAGUGACAAUCUUUUUCAACAAUAAACUUUUCAGAGGAAACAGAACCAGCAAAGUUAGCACAUCUUCGCUUGAGGCCUUUAAUUCACCCAAUUUAUCUCCUCUUGCCAGUAUAGGGAUUGGUAUUCAAGUAGAUUGGAAGAAUAUUUUCUAUCACUCAACUAUUGAAAAGUUUAAAGUACAUCAUACGUUAAAUCGUAAUGUCGGGCUGUUAAGACUCUUCCCGAGCAUUACUAUUGAAGUAGUCAGAGCUUUUUUAAACCCACCCAUUGAAGGAGUUGUGCUACAGACUUAUGGUGCUGGAAAUGGCCCUUCAAGAAGAAAAGACAUUUUGGAUGAGCUGGAACUUGCGCAUAAAAGAGGUGUGAUUAUUGUUAAUUGUACUCAGUGUCCUUUAGGGCAAGUGGAUCCAUCCUAUGAAACUGGAAGAGCAUUAAUUGACGCAGGAGUUCUCCCUGGUUCAGAUAUGACGCCUGAAGCGGCAUUGACGAAACUAAGUUAUGUCCUGGGCAAAACUGAAUGGUCAAUGCAAACAAAAUGCGAUAUGAUGAGAACUAAUUUGCGUGGAGAACUCUCUGUUCACAAGGAAAUGAAACUCGAAGAUUCGGACGUUGUUACGGCUGUGGUAAAAGCACUAGGCCUUUCCUCAUCAAAAGAAUUGGAUGAUUUACGUGACACUCUCUACCCCUCUAUUUUAUGCCAUAUUGUGUCUGAGGGCAAUCUGGAGAAAUUGGAUAUAAUGCGGCAAUGUGGUGCUUAUCUCUCUGCUUGUGAUUAUGAUUAUAGAACUCCUUUGCACAUCGCUUGUGAAAAUGGUAAUGUUGCCAUCGUUGAAUACUUAUUGCAACAUGGAGCUAGUGUUCACAUGAGAGAUCGGGAACACAGAACUCCGUUACUCAGCGCAAUAGAAAAUGAUCACCAUGAGAUUAUUAAACUUCUUAUUAGAGCCGGUGGUUAUUUAAAUUUAAAAAAUACAAAAGUGGGCGAAAUUAUAUGUAGCGCCGCCAAAGAAAACAACUUGCGUCGACUUAUAUCGCUUAGACUGGCCGGAGCAGAUUUAAACGAACUCGACGCUACGCAAAGAUCAGCUUUACAUUAUGCUACAGAAAUGAACUUCGGGGAUAUAGUUUGUUUUUUGCUUCAGCAUUCAAUUGACAUCUCUGUGCAGGAUUUAUACGGAAAUACGUGCUAUGAUAUUGCUAAACUAUUGAAUCAUAACAAAAUUCAAGAAAUGUUAGAGAAACAUAUUUGCAUUUAAAAUUAAAUUCCAUCAAAAUAAUAUUAGCGUAUUUACCUCAUCAAGGUAUUCUUUGAAAUUUCAUACGUUGCAAAAUUUUGUGAAACAAAAUUAUGUUGUGAUUUUUGCUCUGAUUAAUGGUCAU
Parasteatoda tepidariorum (common house spider) is the source of this 2165-nucleotide messenger RNA. RefSeq names its product L-asparaginase pseudogene. NCBI's taxonomy places the organism in Eukaryota, Metazoa, Arthropoda, Arachnida, Araneae, Theridiidae. The record is from RefSeq and is a predicted model, not a curated record.